CUUGAGUCAGGCUGUCUGAGGCUGCAGAGCUGAGAGCACACGUUAUCCAAACAAAGAUAACACCCCCCCUCCCCAAAAAAACACACACUCUCUUCCCUACACAGCACUUACAACAAACUUGCAACAACCAUGACGGCCAACGGAACCAGCGAUUUGGUGCAGAUCCAAUUCGGUCUCAUCAACUGCAGCAACAAAUACCUAACUGCAGAAACAUUUGGGUUUAAAAUCAAUGCCUCCGCCACCAGCAUGAAAAAGAAGCAGAUCUGGACCCUGGAGCAAGACGGGGAUGAAUCCAGCGGGGUCUACCUGAAAAGCCACCUGGGCAGGUACCUGGCCACCGACAAGGACGGCAACAUCACCGGCGACAGCGAGACCCCCAGUCCCGACUGCAAGUUCAUCAUUGUCGCCCACGACGAUGGGCGCUGGUCUCUGCAGUCCGAGCCCCACAAGCGCUACUUCGGCGGCACCGAGGACAGGAUCAGCUGCUUUGCCCAGACCAUCUCAGUGGCGGAAAAAUGGAGCGUCCACAUUGCCAUGCACCCUCAAGUCAACAUCUUCAGCCUCACCAGAAAAAGAUACGCUCACCUGAGUUCCAAGAACGACCGGGAGGAGAUCGCCAUUGACCGGGACGUCCCGUGGGGCGUGGACUCCUUGAUCACCUUGGUCUUUCAGGAUCAAAAGUACAGCAUCCAGACCUCGGACAACCGCUUCCUGAAGAACGAUGGCACGCUGGCCGAGAAGCCGGACAAGAGCACCGGGUACACCCUGGAGUUCAGGUCGGGGAAGGUGGCAUUUAGAGACUCCGAAGGGAGAUACUUGGCGCCUUCGGGUCCCAGUGGAACCAUGAAGUCUGGCAAGAGCAACAAAGUUGGCAAAGACGAGCUCUUUGUCCUGGAGCAGAGUUACCCACAAGUAGUCCUUACAGCUGGAAACGAAAGGAACGUCUCCACCCGGCAAGGAGUGGACCUCUCUGCUAACCAGGAUGAGGAGGGAGAUCAGGAGACCUUUCAGCUGGAAAUUAACAAAGACACCAAGAAGUGUGCUUUCAGGACCUGCACUGGGAAGUACUGGACCCUCACAGCCAAUGGAGGGGUGCAGUGCACUGCCUCCACAAAGAGUGAUAACUGCUACUUCGACGUGGAGUGGCGUGAGAAGAAGAUCACUCUGAAAGCCGCCAAUGGGAAAUACGUGGCAGCUAAAAAGAACGGGCAGCUUGCAGCCACCAUCGACCAGGCCGGAGAGACGGAGGAGUUUCUUAUGAAGCUCAUUAACAGGCCUAUUGUUGUGUUGCGAGGGGAGCACGGCUUCAUUGGCUGCAGGAAGGUGACCGGCACCCUGGACUCGAACCGCUCCUCCUACGAUGUCUUUCAGCUGGAAUUCCACAACGGGGCGUACAGUCUCAGAGACUCUACUGGAAAGUACUGGAUGGUUGGUAAUGAAUCCUCUGUGAUCAGCAGCAGCGACAGUCCGGUGGAGUUCCUGUUGGAGUUCUGCGACUACAACAAGGUGGCAAUCAAGGCCCCGAACGGCAAGUAUCUGAAGGGAGACCAUGCUGGCGUGCUGAAAGCCUCUGCUGACUCCAUCGAUGGCUCAACCCUCUGGGAGUAUUAGAUACCCUUCAGAAACCACUGUGGCUUUUUUUGUUUUAUUAUUAUUAAUAUUUUUGUUUUUUUUACUUUUGCUCGCGCACGCACGGUUUAAUCAUUUAAUGGUUGCAGACCUGCCAUGACUUGUGAACCUUGCUUAGCUUUCGGAACUUUUACUGUGCCCCCUCCCACUGGCCUCAAUACUGUACAAUGUCUCCCAGGGCUUGAGAGGAACGACCCUUUUAGAAAACCUCAAUAAAGACCUGUAGCUAGCCUGGGUCGCGUAGUUGUGUAUUUGCCAUCUUAGUGUCAUUUUUGUUCUUACUGUUCUUGGCGUUGUUCCUGAAGUGAUGUGUGUUCACUUGGUUUGUAGGGAUCUUUUUGGUUUGGGUUUGAGAGUGCGAGGUUAGGUUGAGAGUUCGGGCCGAAGUUCAAUUCCUAUCCUGCAUGUGUCUCGAGUACUUUCACAAUGCAUGUUCAUGGGGAAGAUACACCCCCUCAGACUUGUUUUAAGUUGCCAUUGUAAUAUCUAAAUGCAGCCAGGACUAGGGAAUUAUUGCACCUAUUCAUAUUGGCAGCAACAUCACCGUGGCCAUUGUCAUUCCCUCUACUUGGGAUGCUUGAAUUGAGUGCUAUGAUACGCACACGCCAAGUCUCAUCAAACACCUACAGAUCAGUCAAAAACAAAGAGGCAGAACCGCCUCCACAGACUAGCCUUUGUCUAAAUCAGCCAAGUCCAAAUAACUGGAAAGGAGGAAAUGAAAUUUAAUACAUUGACAAGCUGGCGUGGUAUAAACAAAGGUUUUCUACAGAGAAAGGUGUUGGUUUCCCCAUUUUUGCAUUUCCCAUCCAGUAUUUCAAAAUUUAAAAAGGGCUUCUGUUUUACUGUUUUUUCUAACCACGCCUCUGCAGCGUGCAGUACAUACUGGAAAGUGUUUUAUGUUCUUGCAACAAAGGCCGAUUUUGUGUAUGUCUUGCCAAAUUGAAUUGGUCACACUAUUCAGUGUGAGGGGAGGGGGUGGGGAGUGGGGAGAGAGUGGAUGAUAGAAGGGUUAAAUAAACAGGUGGUGUUGCUCAUACCUAUGUGUAUGUAUAGGUGUUGCUUAUUUGAAUGAUGUGAGUUUUGUCUAGGUGGAAUAUUUGCAUUUGUUUUGACCUAUAUUUGUGUGCCAUAAGAUGUUGGGAUUCAGGAGUUUUUCUACAAGUCCUAAAAACAACCGACAAACUGGAAUUGCUUCAAAGCCAUGAGGUGAAAUGAGAAAUUACAAACCAGGACGAAAAAAAAAAAUACUGUACUUGACAAAUACUACCAUUCCGUUUCUUCUCAUGCAAUGCCCAGCAAAAGCAUAUCGGAAAGAGCCAAAUUAUUAUUAUUAUUAUUAUUAUUAUUAUUAUUAUUAUUAUUAUUAUUAUUAUUAUUCUGUUGUGUGUUUUUUUUUAUUAUUUUUUUUAUUUCUUGUUUUCAAUUCUGUAGGUGUAAGCUUAAAAGUCCUCUUGUUUAAAGUUGACUUCAGUUGUUGCAGGUUCAACACUUUUCAAAAUAAAUAGUGGUACUGGAAGAAAUGACCAGACUAUUUCUUUCAAAGGCACAGGGUUUUUACCUUUUGGUCCUGGUUUUGUUAAUGUACCUAUACUGGUUCAAAAACUGGAAGCAACAUCAACCCUGUUUGAUUUCCCUGGUUAUCAGAUUCAAGUUCAGACCUUCUAUUUUGAUGUUUGUUAUGCCAACAAAAUGUAUGUUACACCGGUUUGGGGAACAAAUCCAGUCCUAUCAAAUCAAGUGUACUGUUUGCUAAACACUUGGGUAGAAGAUAUACACAGUAGCUCUAUGUAAACAUUAAGAUAUUCUUCACUGUCUAAUGUAAGAGGCAGGAUGUGGCACUUGAAGCAUGUUAUAAUGCUAGAUCUGCUUUAGAAAUUUACAAUGUAAGUGGACCUUGUUCUGCAUGCAAUAUGCAAAAUAAAGAACGGUAAUCUGAUUGACUAAACCACUGUCUACACUUUUCGAAUGGAUACAGGGCACCCCCCCCACCCCCCCCAGGGUUCAAGCUUGGACUCAUUCCUGGAUUGAGGUUGAAAGAAAGAAUAACCUGCCGAACAACUCGCCUGUUUUUUUUUUUUUUUUUUUUUUUUUUAAACUGGCGCAAUGCUUGUUGGUGCUAAAUCCUUACCAUUGUACACAGAGCGGUCCUCUGCUCAGCUCUGCUGUUCCAGCUUUCUACUGCUUUGAAAAGCAGGUCCUCAUGGGGACCAGGUCUUGUGGAGUUCUGCCAUCAUUCAUGGUGUAAUACAAUGCAAUGAAACAUGGUUGGUGUUCCAGUUAGGUCUGAUUUGAGAAAGAACUCCACAGUAAGUGUCUCACCAAAGAGUCUCUCUUAGCCCUCUAUGGAGUGCCUUUUCAGCUAGGUUCUCUGGGAAAGCCGUAACACUGUGGGGUUUGCACACGAUCCUCUUACCUGCUUGCCCCUGCUCCACUAGGGCCACUAUUAAUGAGGCGGGAAGGAGGGAUUUAAAAUGUCUCAAAACAUUUUGUGAAGGGUUACAUCUUGUUCAGAGUGUUGGUCGGUUCUUGAAACAUUCCACUCGCGUAUCUUGAAAAGAUGAAUCCUGGUUUUUGUUUUAUUUUUAUUUUUUUUCACUUGAAAGAAACUGUGGUUUAUGGGUUUUUCUUUUUGUUGUAUGUGCCAUUUGUAUAACUUAAAAUAUGAUGUCAAAUAAAAAUAAUUAAGUUUGCAUAUGAAAAAAA
Molecule: messenger RNA, 4332 nt
Organism: Polyodon spathula (Mississippi paddlefish)
Lineage: Eukaryota; Metazoa; Chordata; Actinopteri; Acipenseriformes; Polyodontidae
Gene: fscn1b
Product: fascin actin-bundling protein 1b
Exons: 5
Coding region: 130-1611 (493 amino acids)
Biological process (GO): actin filament bundle assembly; cell migration; establishment or maintenance of cell polarity
Cellular component (GO): actin cytoskeleton; filopodium; lamellipodium
Molecular function (GO): protein-macromolecule adaptor activity; actin filament binding
Source: RefSeq, a predicted model, not a curated record